AAGCAGCACUGGUAGCUAGCUAGCACCACUACCAACAACUUCAUCACUUAGAGGUUAGACAGACAGACACAACAGAUCAGUCCAAUCAACCUACAGUCGUUUCAAUGGAAAUUUCAAGACAACUCAGUGACAAUGUGAUAGCCUUGGCAUUACUGCUCUGUAUGGUUGCACUGCAGGUGUGGUGUCAGCUAUGCCCGGGACCAUGCCAGUGCCCCAGCCCCGUGCCCCUGUGCCCAGCUGGAGUCCCUCUGGUCCUGGACGGCUGCCAGUGCUGCCAGGUGUGUGCCCGGCAGCAGGGUGAGGCCUGCAGUGAUCUGUACUUGUGUGACAGCCAGCGAGGACUGCAGUGUGACUACAGCACUAGCUUCUCCGGCAACCCUGGAGAGUGUUCCAGUCAGGAGGAGUUGGGCUGUGAGAUGAAUGGGGUUUCUUACCUGGAUGGCCAGGUGUUCCAGCCCUCCUGUGCCACCCAGUGCCGCUGCCUGGGGGGAGGUGUGACCUGUGUGCCCCUGUGCCCUGAGGACAUACGUCUGCCCAGCCCAGACUGCCCAUACCCCCAGCGGGUACAGCUGCCUGGGAAGUGUUGCAAGGAGUGGGUGUGUGAGAACACGGACAAUACCAUCCUUCAGGAUGCCAUCACAGCCUCCAGAUCAGACAGGUUGUGGCCAGGCAUGUCUGGUCCCCAGCCAAACCCAGCCUUUAACUGUAUAGACCAGAGUACAGAGUGGAGUGUCUGCUCCCGGACUUGUGACGGCGGGGUCUCCACUCGGGUUUCCAACAAGAACCCAGCCUGCCGGCUCGAGAUGCAGAGCCGUCUUUGUAAGGUCUGGCCCUGUCAGGCACUCCAGCUACGCAGAAGCCCCAUGUCGGGCCGGCGCUGCGAGCCGAGCUACAGGUCAGUGGUGCCAGUGAGACUGGUGCACCAGGGCUGCUACAGCACAAGAGUCUACCGGCCCCGAUAUUGUGGCCAGUGUACCGACGCCCGCUGCUGCUCCCCGUACCGGACCAGCACGGCCACCGUGGCAUUCCGGUGCCCCACAGGCAGGCUCCUACACCGGGCAGUCAUGAUGAUCCAGUCCUGUGUCUGUCACUACAACUGCCCCUACUCAGCUUCAGGCCCCUAUGCAGCUGUACCCUACUCAGCUUCAGGACCUUAUGCAGCUGUACCCAACACAGGCCAUUCACGCUCAUACAGGAGCCCUACCAUUUGGGGCUAGACUUGCAUUUCAAUUCAACCCUCUAGUCCCCCUUGAGAACCUAGGGCGUCCACCGUGGCUCUCCACCUCAAUAUGUUCCGCAUAGGGCUUUUUACCAGGAGAUCUCCACUUUACUACUUACUGUAAGUUAUUGUAGAGAUCUAGAGCCCUAUCCUACCCCCCUUCAUGCACUGACACUCCCAUACUGAGACAUGGGAGCAUUCUGUAUCCCAAUGUCCAUACUGGUACACUACUUGCCAAAUAGAUAGAUAAGUGGUAUAUAAGUAUGGAUAUUGGAACAGAGCGGCAGCGUAGCCUAGUGGUUAGAGCGUUGGACUAGUAACCGCAAGGUUGCGAGUUCAAACCCCCGAGCUGACAUGGUACAAAUCUGUCGUUCUGCCCCUGAACAGGCAGCACUGUUCCCAGGCCGUCAUUGAAAAUAAGAAUGUGUUCUUAACUGACUUGCCUGGUUAAAUAAAGGUAAAAUAAAUAAAUAAAUAAAAGAGCCUCUCUCUAUCAUGAAAGGAUCCAGCAGGUAUAACCUAUACCUCUUAGGAUAGAUAGGGGAAGUGAAAUGGUCUUCUGGGACUGAGUUGGGGGAUAAAGCCCUGACAUGACUGGACAAGGUCAGUCUGCACUAAGACCUCCUGUCUCUUCCAUUUUAUCACCUGUCAUAGGGUGACCUCAUGAGGAGUAGAAUAGGUCAAUAAACCCUAAUUAGCUAGGCUCGUCCCAGGUCUGUUUGUGUAUUUCUCUACUACAUGGUCAUUGUCAAGCCAAACAUUUAGCAUGAUGUCUCCAUAAGGAGACUGAUAGAGCUACUGUUUAGCAUAUGGAAGUGAACUACUGUAACACAACACGUCUUGUUUACUGAUUGACCAACUGUUGUAUCAUAUGACUAGACUAGAUGACAUUUGUUGCCUUUCUUGACUCAUCUUAGGUCUUAGUGUUUCUCCUGGACUCGUGACCUGACUUAGUUGACUGAAUAAGUGUUGUUACUUACAUUUUCGUGAAUUUAUUUUACAGAAUGACACCAACUUUUGGGUUGAUAGACACUGUAUCUUGACAUGCAAAUUCCAUCUGUUGUAUCAGUUUGUUUGUUUAUAAAUGUGUCUAUUUUGUGAUGAAAUUGUACUUUUAUUUUCUAAGUUGCUGUAAAUAUAAACCAUUCUUAUGCUUUUUGAAACAUACAACUGUAUCGCUGAUUCUAUGCAUUGUCCAAAAUGUUUUCCAUUCACAGUGCCUUUUGUGUAAAGCUUGAGCUCAUUUGUACAUAGCAUAUUAUUCAAUAAUUAAUUUCUAUAUUGAGAUGUUGUUGUAAUUUCUUCUGUAACUUUCCCAUAAAUCUCCUUAUGAAUGA
Molecule: messenger RNA, 2556 nt
Organism: Oncorhynchus keta (chum salmon)
Lineage: Eukaryota; Metazoa; Chordata; Actinopteri; Salmoniformes; Salmonidae
Product: CCN family member 2-like
Exons: 5
Coding region: 105-1217 (370 amino acids)
Biological process (GO): signal transduction; cell adhesion
Cellular component (GO): extracellular matrix; extracellular region
Molecular function (GO): heparin binding; integrin binding
Source: RefSeq, a predicted model, not a curated record